Molecule: messenger RNA, 666 nt
Organism: Plasmodium yoelii
Lineage: Eukaryota; Apicomplexa; Aconoidasida; Haemosporida; Plasmodiidae
Product: fam-c protein
Exons: 2
Coding region: 1-666 (221 amino acids)
Source: RefSeq, a predicted model, not a curated record
AUGAAUAUAAAAAUAUAUAGUUUAGUUACCGUUUUUUCUUAUAUCAUUUCGAUAGUAACAAUACACUGUUUUAAAAAUAAUGCCGAUUUAAAUAAAUAUGUCAAGAAAAAUAAGAAAGUAGAUGAUGAAUAUAAAAUAAACAAUAUAGAUAUAAAUAACAAUGAAAAAUUUAGAUAUAGAAAUCUUUCAGAAUGUACCGUAGAAAAUAAUUACAUUUUAGGUUCUACCAAGAUUCAAGAAUCUUCAGAUGAUAAAAAGUCUAAAGGAUUUAAUUUUUUUAAAUGUUUUAAUAUAUUUAAAAGAGAUAAAAAAAAUCAAUCUUCAGAUAACAAUGAAUGUCUUCCUGAGGAAGUAUUGGAGUGGAAUGAUUUUUUGCAUAGCCUGUUUGAAGGUGAUCAAGAGGGCUUAAUGUCAAUAUUACAUAUAAAAGAAAAAUUAGAAAAAAGCCACUCAAAUAACAAUGAAUCUAUUCCUAGGAUAAAAUUACGAUAUGGAAUUGUUCUAGGUGACAGUAUUCCAAAAAAUAAAGAAAAAUUUGAAAACAAAUCUUCAAAUAACAAUGAAUCUCUUUCUAUGAUAACAUCGGUGAUGAAGGUUGCGGAUCGUUGCUAUUAUUUAAAAAAUCCAGAACAUUUAAAGCUUUUAUUAGAUUCUAAACAACUAUAA